Molecule: messenger RNA, 1602 nt
Organism: Hevea brasiliensis (rubber tree)
Lineage: Eukaryota; Viridiplantae; Streptophyta; Magnoliopsida; Malpighiales; Euphorbiaceae
Product: probable RNA-binding protein ARP1
Exons: 7
Coding region: 165-1106 (313 amino acids)
Molecular function (GO): RNA binding
Source: RefSeq, a predicted model, not a curated record
GCAGCAAUGAUUGAUAUUCGGAUGAGCACUAAGUCACGAACAAAAAGUCAAUUUCCACGUCAGACUGAAACAUAUUCCGGCCGAACGCCACCCACAUCUCCCUCGUUUCAAUUCCAUCUCUUAAUUCUCAGGUUGUCAAUUACCUUUACUUUUCAAUUUCCGAUAUGAAUUCUCCAUUUCCUGAUAGAGAUACCACUUACACUAAGCUUUUCGUCGGAGGUUUGGCAUGGGAAACUCAGAGCCACACCUUACGUCGUCACUUCCAGCACUACGGUGACAUCCUCGAGGCCGUCGUCAUCUAUGACAAGAACACCGGCCGUUCUAAAGGCUACGGUUUCGUCACUUUUCGUGAUCCUGACUCUGCCAGAAGGGCUUGUGCUGACCCUAAUCCUCUCAUCGAUGGUCGCAGGGCUAACUGUAAUCUUGCUUCCCUCGGCCGUGCUUCUGCUCCUCAGAGAUCACCGAUUCCGCCUUUUGGAACCACGAACUCCCCCAGGGCUGCUUAUCCCCAACCAGUUCCCUACGGUUACCAACCUGGGUUCUUCUAUCCUCCUUAUGGGUAUGUAAUUUCUUUCAUUCUUUUCAUGCUCAAUGCUUUUGAGUUAGAGCUUGCACUUUGCCUCUUUUCUUUCAUGGUUUCAGUGGGUGUCGCAUUUUCCAUUUGCCGUUUUAUAAAGAACUCUCUGAUUCCAUGUUAUUCACUUGACGUUUUCCAGGAAAUUCAAAAUUUUCUUUAUUGCAGGUAUGCAACUUAUGGGUCUGAAUAUGUCUAUCCACAGGGUGUGUACAAUCCUUAUGCGGGUCAGCAAUAUGUUCAGGUAUACGGCAUGCCAGGGACUGUUAAUCCUGGGGUAAGCUCACGGGGACAGUUUGGCCAACCAAUUCCUGGCACUCAUGGCUAUACCACUGCUCAAACUGCUCAAAAUUAUUUAGUGCCAGGUCAUCAAAUUGCGCAAUUUGGUGGACUUGCCAAUAAUAGAACAGCCACAGCUACCUUUCCCUCAAAUCAAGCACCACAUCCUUCAGGAAUGGGUAAUCCCGAUUCAGGACAGGCACAGAUAAUAGUGUCUACUAAUUCUCCUCAAUUCACUAGCGGCUCUGAUUAAACAGCCAGUUGAGUGAUUGACAGGUAUCCUUUAUUGCAGCAAGAUUAAGAAAAUUAAUACUGAUUGAUUUCAAAUUCCAGCCUUGGAAGUUGUUAUGUUUUCAUUGUAAAGGCAAUCCAUAAUCGUCGUCAUCAGAGAGAACACAAAGGAAUGUAGGCAGCCUGACAUCUGAAGUAAGGAACAUGCAGAAAGUUGAUCUUUGGCUAGUGUCUUUGAGAUUCUGCUCCUGCCACGACUUCCAGUCGCUGGUAGUGGCGGGGGGUAAAUUGAUGAUUAUGUACAUAUGUGAAUAUGUAAAUCUCACAACUUAAAAUCAAAACGUUAUUUUUUUAGUUGUCUGGAUCCAUGGUAUGGGUCCAUGGUUAAUGACUUCUGAGCAGCCUUAAGUGUAAAUAUAAAUCUGUCAUGUAUUUUCUGUAAAUAGCACUAAGAUAUUAACCAUGGAUGUUUGUACAUGAUUGAUUGCUCUUAUUUUAACAUCUUGAUUCUGUCAAAA